UGGUGAGGCAGCAGGAUGAAGGAAUGUUGUUCCUCUCCUUAGCCGCAUGUCAAGUCCAAAGAAAUCGACGUUAUAUCGUCGCCAUGUCUUGACUCGCGAAAGUCGGAGGAACAUCUGGCACUACCAGUCUGUCUUUCAGAAGAGAAGGAAGUAGAAGCACCGCGGCAGCGUGCUUUCCCGUUGCGGUGUAGUUGUAAUUUUUCUACUCGAGAUCUUUGAGCAGGUCAUAUCUUUAGUACAGUGACAACACAACUUAAAAAUGACACAAUACGCCUCUAUAGUGUUGAUUCCCUUGGUGGUUGUUGUGUGGCUCUUUCCUCCCCCAGUACUAGUGAAAAAGAGCGCGGCGCGAGCAGGAGGCCAAGGUCAAGAAACAGAGGCUUUUAAAAUCUCGCUAACUAAAAACCCGAGGCAGCUUCAUCAAGACCUGAACAUGCUGUUUGCUUGGCCAGGGAACUCCUUAGACGUGAAGGAACAGCACUUUGAUAUUGACGGCCCAUUUCGCUCAUGGGUCGCGAAAACAUUCACUGAUAACUUCCUUCAGUACAGUGGUGUCUCGCUGCCCCUGCUCCUGAUGAUGACAGUGGUGGCUUGUACACGGCUGCUCAACUAUUAUAUAGAACACGUGGAACUUAUGAACCUGGACGCCGUUAUGGGGACGAGGAUCACUGAAGCUCAGUUUCGCCUCGCUUUUUUGGAUGUGUGGGCAGGAGAGGGCAAGGUAUCGAGCGAUCCUAAUUUGCGUGUGGUGGCGGCUGCGGUGAGGCGCUUACACGGUGGUGCAGCGCUGGUCAGUGAGUCUGGCGAGGCUCACGUUAAGAAGGACGAUCCACAGCAGUAUGAAAGUCUUUGGGCGCUCCUGCAAGAGAACUUCUGGGAGGUGAGGUUGGCUGUCCCGUCCCUGCCGCACCCCGCCUCCCACACCCAUGGCUCGGUCCUCCAGGGCCUCGAGCAGCUGAAUGGCAGACAGACAGAUGAGUGCCUGAAGCAAGUGGCAAGCGGACGCGGGUGUGCCGUCACGAGAGAUUGUUUGCUGCUGAUGGGAAGUCAGAUCUAUUCAGGCUACUCUCUCACUCACCAGGUUCUCUUCCUCAUCGCUGGAGUGCAGGCCGGGUGUAAGGUUCACCUGGACGCUCUGGGUGCGGAACUGGGUGUCCAAGGGGUGGGUGGCCUUCUCGCUCGCCUGUGUUCCGUCGUGCUGAGUGAAGCGAGGGAAAUAGCGGAGGCAGGCUUCCCUCAACACCGCCGCGAUCUCUUCAUGGAGCAAGGGGCUGUGUGUGGGCUCUUGGGAUACCAUGAAUUUUUUCACGAGGCCUGGGUAGCGCGGGUGCUGUCCUGGCAGCACGUAGCUGGAUGUUACGGAGGUCAUCACCACCAACACCUCUCCGCCACACAACACGCCGCUGCUCCGCUGCACUCGUACAUUAGGGGCCGCCGAGACGAGCUUGUUAUGACCAGCGGCUGUCAGGCGCACCGCUCGGCAGUGGCGCUCGGCUACUUGGCUAUCUUCACCCGUCAUGCCUUCAUCGACACAUUAGCCGACUCUAAGUGAUCGUCACUCAUCCUCCUGACGCCUCACUGUCUCUUUUAUUACGGUAUAUGAAAUAGUAAAGAAACUGUGAAUACU
Messenger RNA from Portunus trituberculatus (swimming crab), 1627 nucleotides. RefSeq names its product UPF0764 protein C16orf89 homolog. Bases 260 to 1552 code for a protein of 430 amino acids. Gene Ontology annotation, cellular component: cytosol; membrane. The record is from RefSeq and is a predicted model, not a curated record. NCBI's taxonomy places the organism in Eukaryota, Metazoa, Arthropoda, Malacostraca, Decapoda, Portunidae. The transcript has 7 exons.